Guyanagaster necrorhizus is the source of this 1506-nucleotide messenger RNA. RefSeq names its product Metallo-dependent phosphatase. The record is from RefSeq and is a predicted model, not a curated record. Lineage: Eukaryota; Fungi; Basidiomycota; Agaricomycetes; Agaricales; Physalacriaceae. Gene Ontology annotation, molecular function: hydrolase activity. Gene Ontology annotation, cellular component: endoplasmic reticulum. The coding region runs from base 1 to 1506 and encodes 501 amino acids. Gene Ontology annotation, biological process: GPI anchor biosynthetic process. The transcript is spliced from 6 exons.
AUGAGGCUCCCUGUCAGAAAUCGGCUCGCGGUCAGUGCCCUACGAGCGCUCUGGAUCCUAACUAUCCUAUGGUUCGAGUUCGGCACCUUUUACUACGUUGUUGGCCGAUGUUCAUGGCCUGAUGUUGAUGUCGUCGCCGGUCCGAAGGAUUCUGCCAAGCAUGUUCUCAUCGUCGCUGACCCACAAAUUCUGGACCACCGUUCUUACCCCGGUCGUUCCGCACUCUUGACGUUUCUCUCAAGACUGUUCACGGAUUUGAAUCUGCGAAAAAGCUGGCGGGCGGUUGCAACAAAGAAGCCUGAUGCCGUGGUGUUCCUGGGCGAUAUGAUGGAUGGGGGGCGGCUCGAGAUGUCGGAUUCCGAAUAUGAAGAUUAUUUUCGCAGAUUUAUGCAUAUUUUUGGCUUGAACGCCGACAUGCCAGCUUAUUUCAUUCCGGGAAACCACGACACAGGUUUGGGUAUUUCAGCGACUUUUUCCCAUGAUGCCCGUGCGCGCUACAUUUCCCACUUUGGCCCACUGAAUAGCCAGUUCUCUAUUGCCAAUCACACCCUCGUGCUUCUGGAUGCCCCGACUCUCGUGGAAGAAGACUACCGCAGGAAUGGGCGCGGCCAGUCUUUCGACGAUUGGAAAGCCGCUCCUGAUGGUCCUAUACAAUUCGUCAAGUCCUUUUCUGCUGGUCAGCACAUGCAGCCUGUCAUUCUCUUUAGUCACAUCCCUAUGUCGAGACCCGACGGCUCUAACUGUGGUCCCCUUCGAGAAAGAGGCACCAUUCGCCGUGGAGUUGGACUUGGAUAUCAGAACACGCUCGGGAAACAGACGAGCACCUUUCUCAUGGACAGCUUUCGCCCGACGUUGAUCUUCAGUGGCGACGAUCACGACUAUUGCGAUUACCAUCACGAGUUUCGAUUAGAUGGCAAGCUGCGGCACGUAAAGGAGGUCACUGUAAAGUCUUUUUCUAUGGCGAUGGGAGUACGAAGACCUGGUUUCCAGUUGUUAUCCCUUGUACCUCCUAACGAGGUGUCGAGAUCAAGCCACGCCAACAAGCCCUGUCUUUUGCCUGACCAGAUAGGCAUUUAUCUGAACAUCUACAUUCCCUUGAUCGUACUCUCGCUUCUUUUGCUACUUGUGGUGAACCUUUCCCGCACACGACGCCUACCGCCAUGGAUGACAUCCAGGCCUUCCAUAACUACUAACCAAAACUUUCAUGUCGGCAGGGCGUCAUCGCCGUUCUUCAAAACACUUCGGUCGAGGUUUGACGUCGACAAAGACAAGGACUUUGCAUAUCAGAGUGACCGGAACAAUUUGUCUUUACCGUUACCUACUUCGUCCAAUCUUGGACGGCGGCGUCACAUAAAAUGGCAAUACGCGUGUUGCUCGCUUGCGGCCCCUCUACGUGUCGGAGCUAGUAAACAAAGAGGUUUCAUCAGCGGCUUCUUACGAGACAUCAGGGAUGUGGCCAUUUUCCCGCUCUCCAUAUUCAUGAUCGUCGCAUGGAUAUUCUCUUAA